Pan troglodytes (chimpanzee) is the source of this 2973-nucleotide messenger RNA. RefSeq lists its product as uncharacterized. Bases 1780 to 2463 code for a protein of 227 amino acids. NCBI's taxonomy places the organism in Eukaryota, Metazoa, Chordata, Mammalia, Primates, Hominidae. The record is from RefSeq and is a predicted model, not a curated record. The transcript is spliced from 2 exons.
AGAUCUGACUUGGGUCACACACUGACUUUGACACUGAGGAAGUUGUUCCAUUUCUCUAGACCUCUAUUUCCUCAUCUGUAAAACGGAACAUGGCAAAUUACAUUUUCCAUUCCAUUUGCUCUUCUGUAAUGUGGCUUUGCCACACCCCCACCAAGAGAUGGAGUCUGUGAACUUGCCACUAGAAUCUGCGCUUGCCGACUUGCUUCUAAGCAACAGAACACAACAAUACACCUGACCUUUGUGUAACUUCAGAGGUGAGGUCAUAAAAGGCUGUGCAGAACCCACUCAAUGCUACGAGAAGCCCAAGCCCUGUGGAGAGACCAUGGAAGUGGCUUGGGUCAAUAGUCCCAGCAGAGCUGAGCCUUCAAGUCUUCCUAGCCCAGGCAACAGAGAUGGGAGAGAGGAACUCUCCAGGGUUGGCUGCACCAUCUGCCUAGAGGUCACCUCUAUCCUCCUCUACCCCUUCUUCUACACUGCCAGUCAAGUUAUUUUUCCUGGGGUAUGGAGGGAAGAAAAGGGGAAGGAGGGAAGAGGGGAAGAGAAAGAAGGAAGAAAGGGAGAAAAGGAGAAAGGGAGGGAAGGAAGAAAGAAAGAAAAGAAAGGAAGAGCUGGGUGUGGUGGCUCACGCCUGUAAUCCCAGGACUUUGAGAGGCCGAGGUGGGUGGAUCACUUGAGGUCAGGAGUUCGAGACCAGCUUGGCCAACAUGGUGAAAUCCUGUCUCUAUCAAAAAAUACAAAAAUUAGCCAGGCAUGGUGGCAGAUGCCUGUAAUCCCAGCUACUCGGGAGGCUGAGACAGGAGAAUCUCUUGAACCUGGGAGGCGGAGGUUGCAGUGAGUUGAGAUUGUGCUACUGUACUCCAGCCUGGGCAACAGAGCGAGACUUCAUCACCAAAAAAAAAAAAAAAAAAAACAAAGAAAAGAAAAGAAAAGAAAGGAAGAAGAGUGGGAAGAAGGAAAGGAAGGAAGGAAGGAGGGAAGAAGGAAAGAAAGGAAGGAAGGAGGGAAGACAGCAGUGAGAAGGAGGGAAGGAGAAAAUUUGGUUUCCCUGAAGUGUGUUUCUACCACAUAAGACUCUUGAAGUCCUAAGAGGACCUGGACUGGCAUUCUCCAAGGAACCUGCACCUCUUUUCCAAAAGACCCAGGAACAGAGGACAGCACAGCUGGCAGCUGAGGCCCUGCUGGACUCCUGAGCUGCCCCUCAGGCAUUGUCACCAGUGUUGCUCACCCAUCAGGGCCAACAGAUGGCUCCAGAUCGCAGCAAAUCCUGGUGGGAGCCCAGCUCCCUCCCUGCUCUUCCCUUCAUGCACACUUUGUACUGACGCAGGCUCUUCCUUCCCUCAGACACCAGCCCUACACGCUGUAUUCCCUGGGGGCAGACUCCCUGGCUCACUUCUCACCAUUUCCAGACCCUCCUGGCAUCAUGACAUCUCAUUCCUUCAUUCAUUCAUUCAGGCCAGUACUUGCUUCUAAAUUGGAUCUUAUGGUUAAGAGCGAGGCUCAUCUCUGAGGCAGGGUAUCCUGGAUUUGAAUCCAAGCACUAUUACUUCCGCUUUCUGUAUCUCAGUUUACUCACCUGUAAAAUAGGGAUAAUCAUGGAAUCUCUCUCACAGGGGAUUAAAUGCCAGAAUGUGUGGAUUAAAUGCUGGAAUCCAUGGAAAGAGUUCUUAGCAUAGUGUCAGAUCACUGUAAACACUCAGUAUAUUAUAUGGGCCAACAUCAUCACCAUCCCCACCAUCACCAUCACCAUCAACCUCGCUAUCACCAUUGAAACUUCCCAGGAUGAGCUCCUGCCUUGGAGGAAAAAAAUGCCUAUUAAAUCGGUGUAUACUUACCACCAUCACCAUCACCAUCAUCAGUCUCACCAUCACCAUCAUCAUCAUCAUCUCCACCAUUACCAUCACCAUUAUCAUCAUCCCCACCAUCACCAUCAUCAAUCUCACCAUCACCACCAUCAUCAUCAUCCCCACCAUUACCAUCACCACCAUCAUCAUCCCCACCAUCACCAUCACCAUCAUUAUCAUCAUCCCCACCAUCACCAUCACCAUCAUCAUCCCCACCAUCACCAUCACCAUCAUCAUCCCCACCAUCACCAUCACCAUCAUUAUCAUCAUCCCCACCAUCACCAUCACCAUCAUCAUCCCCACCAUCACCAUCACCAUCAUUAUCAUCAUCCCCACCAUCACCAUCAUCAUUAUAAUCAUCCCCACCAUCACCAUCAUCAUCAUCAUCCCCACCAUCACCAUCAUCAAUCUCACCAUCACCACCAUCAUCAUCAUCUUCCCCACCAUCACCAUCACCACCAUCAUCAUCCCCACCAUCACCAUCACCAUCACCAUCAUUAUUAUCAUCAUCCCCACCAUCACCAUCCUCAAUCUCACCACCACCAUCAUCAUCAUCUUCCCCACCAUUACCAUCACCACCAUCAUCAUCCCAUCACCAUCAUCAUCAUCAACCUCACCAUAAUCAUCACCACCAUCACCAUCACCAUCCUCAUCAUCUCCACCAUUACUAUCACCAUCAGCAACCUCAUAAUUACCAUCAACCUCACUAUCACCAUCAUCAACCUCACCAUCACCAUCACCAUCAUCGCCAUCAUCAUUAUCAUCCUCAGAAUCACCAUCAUCAUCAUCAUCCCACCAUUACCAUUACCAUCACCAACCUCACCAUCACCAUCAUCACCAUCACCAUUAUCAUCCUCACCAUCACCAUCAUCAUCAUCCCCACCACCACCAUCAUCAACCUCACCAUCACCGUCAUCACCAUCACCAUUAUCAUCCUCACCAUCACCAUCAACAUCAUCAUCCACACCAUUACCAUUACCAUCAUCAACCUCACCAUCAUCAUCAUCAUCAACAGCAGCAGCAGCAUUACUACUUAUUAGCUUGGCUGCUAUAGAGGGGCCACCUUUAGAUGGUACUAAGAAAUAAUCAUUGUAAUUGUUCCAAAUGUUAAAUAUAUCUCAACACUCCUCUC